UAGAUUGUUAUGCUGACGGCAUUAUUACUUCAUAGUGAAAUUAUUGUGCCAAUCGCCAAUGCUACAGUCGACAGAUUCCUGCAAGAUUUUAUUCAGUAUAACAUAGCAGGUGUACCUAUCGUGCACGAGAAAACGGAAUGGGACUUUGAUCCGAAUGUCGGCAAGCAAAGAAGGAUUCGAUACGAACAGGAAAACGGACGUUUCGGAGAAUACGCUAUAGCAAAAAUUGGAAUGGGCAUUGGAUACAAAGGUCCAUGGGGAACAUCAGUGAAAUAUUAAAUUGUAUGCAAUUACAUGUCUUUAACAUAAUGCUCAUAUUUUCUUGAAGUGACAUAUGGAUCAAAUCUUCGUGUAAAUAUAUCUCUUAUAAAUCAAAUUCAAAUUUUCGUUUAUUU
Molecule: messenger RNA, 395 nt
Organism: Vollenhovia emeryi
Lineage: Eukaryota; Metazoa; Arthropoda; Insecta; Hymenoptera; Formicidae
Exons: 2
Coding region: 10-279 (89 amino acids)
Source: RefSeq, a predicted model, not a curated record